GCCAUUCGCCCCAACUGCUCUUUACUGCGAAAGGCGUAUUUAACACACAUCAGCAGUGUCCUCACUCACUGCGUCCUUUCGCUUUCAGAAUCCUUCAAAGCCACCGUCGCCAAAUUGCUCACAUGUCGGGGAAGCCCUCUGACCAUACCGGCCAAGACCCCUCGGCCCCUACACAACCUGAGGGAUCGGCGUCCAGAGACAGUAAUGACGCGGGUUCCGGGCCUAGCGAUUUGGCUGAAGAUAAUAGCAGAUCCGGUAGCGAUGAGGCCACGCACACUGAAAAUCACACCCCAGUUCCCGCAGAGGACCAGCCAAACCCCAUCGGUCUGGGCACUCCGAAUACAUACACAGGAUAUCCAGGGGCCAGCUUGAAUGGGUUCACACCAUACCCAGUCGACCAGGCCCCGCCCCCGAGGGCCGGGGAGUGGGUCGAUGAACAUGGAGUGAACGGGUUCCCGGCACACCCCGUAGACCAAAUCCUCAUUGAUGCCAGCGACGACCAACGUUCCUAGUUUGUUCUACUCUUCAUGUUGUUUGCAAUUAGCAUUCUGCCACGGCUUUAUCG
Cantharellus anzutake is the source of this 565-nucleotide messenger RNA. RefSeq lists its product as uncharacterized. The transcript is spliced from 5 exons. The coding region runs from base 123 to 512 and encodes 129 amino acids. NCBI's taxonomy places the organism in Eukaryota, Fungi, Basidiomycota, Agaricomycetes, Cantharellales, Hydnaceae. The record is from RefSeq and is a predicted model, not a curated record.